Messenger RNA from Nilaparvata lugens (brown planthopper), 456 nucleotides. Its product is annotated as L-ribulose-5-phosphate 4-epimerase SgbE-like. Lineage: Eukaryota; Metazoa; Arthropoda; Insecta; Hemiptera; Delphacidae. The transcript is spliced from 2 exons. The record is from RefSeq and is a predicted model, not a curated record. Gene Ontology annotation, molecular function: aldehyde-lyase activity. Gene Ontology annotation, biological process: pentose catabolic process. Gene Ontology annotation, cellular component: cytosol. The coding region runs from base 1 to 456 and encodes 151 amino acids.
AUGUGGACAGAAAAAGCCGAGGAGCCGGUGGCCGAGAUCGUUCAGGCCCGCCGCUGGAUCGAACAGAAUGCAACAGGGGCUGGUGACCUUUACCUGGGGCACCGUCAGCGCGGUGGAUCGCGAACGCGGCCUGGUGGUGAUCAGCCUCAGGCGUUGAAUACGAGCAAUGUCCGCGGAGGAUAUGGUGGGGUCGAUCUGGCCAGCGGCCGCACCGUCGAGGGGGCAAAAAAACCGUCGUCGGACACCGCCACCCAUCUGGCGCUGUACCGCGAAUUUGCCGAUAUCGGCGGCAUCGUCCACACCCAUUCGCGCCACGCCACCAUCUGGGCGCAGGCGGGCUGGACAUCCCCGCCUGGGACCACCCACGCCGACUAUUUUUAUGGCGCGAUCCCCUGCACUCGCAUGAUGACCCAGGAUGAAAUUGAGCACGAUUACGAACUGGAACCGGCAAGGUGA